GGUGGAGGAGAUUUUGGUUCGCGCACGGUCCCCGAAGACCUCGUAGUAGCGGUUGAGACUUCGCGAGGUGCUGAGGCGAAACAGAGUUCCCUGUGCGCGAAUCCCGGAGCUAGAGCUCACUCGAUCUCGGCGAUCCUUGAAGAGCGACCGUGUCUCGUUCGUUAAGUAAAUCUUCCCUAACUAGGGGAGUGUAACAAACAACAGUGGGCAAAGUGUUUUUCCAACGCUUAAUUCUAUCCGGUGCUGGCGUAGUAAACUGCCACGUAAAGGGAUUUCGAUCGAUCGUGCACUUGCUCGGUACCACCUACCGCUACUAGCGAAGCGAAAACGGCGUAUGUGGCAAUCGUGAUAGUUUUAUCCCUACGCCCUAACACCUCACCCGGAAAGUGUGCGAAUAUACGCGACGAAGCUUAAUGGUUGGUGUUUUCCACCGGCAAAAGUGCAACGUGUGUGUGCCUCGCGAUGAUCGUCGUUACGCUUAUGCAAAAGUGGCUGCAAUUUGAACGAUCGUGGCACUCUUCCAGCGGUCUCGGUGUGCCAUGAAGAGAGAGAGAGAGUGUGUGUGAAGUGUGAUCGUGGAGAUUGGGACUACGGUCUGUCGGCGAGACCGAAAACCCCAGAUGAAAAUUUCAUUAAACCGCCGGGACAGCCAUUCUAGCCAGCAGUGUGUGCCGAGAGUAGUGAACAUUACAGAAACCCAUUCACACAAAGACAGACAUGCAAAAGACCUCUCUGGUGGGACACGCAUAGCUGCACGCACUUUAGUGGCAGCAGAUUAGAGAGCAGCACAGUUUGAUAGUGUAGCUGCUCCGAUCACUUUACUUCCCGUGGCCACUGAAGUAGGGGCUCUCGGGCUGCUAAGUAGGGAAGGGACAGCUUCACAAGCAACACAGACCUCGAUUAUUGGCGUUGGAGGAGGAAGUGUUAAAAGCAGGGCAGUGCAGUCCCCCCAUCUCGGUUGUGUGUGCGAGAGCGGCCUGACAUAAAAAUCCAAAAACCAUUCGGCCGGAAACCAGCGACCGAGUGAGUGAGAGUGGUCGAAGGCCCCACCGGGUGCCGGUAACGAGUUGCACGAGCCACGAAACAUUCGGGACGGCCAUUGGCCUCGGUAGUGUGAUACGCAGGGGGGGUGGAGGAGAUAGUGAAGCUCCAUAGUAACUGUGGGGCGCAUCAUCAUCAUAGUGAGCAAGUGCCACGAGCGCAAACGGUAACGCACGUAACGCUUCGCCAGACGUAACGCCGUCCUAACGAAGCAGGCGGCGGAGUGUGUUGUGUGCCGUCGAUCAAUCGAUUCAUAAAUUAAUUGCUAAUCAAGUGUGCUGUGGAUCGGCGCAUCGAGAUACCCGCUCGAGGAAAACCCGUGAAAAACAACCAAAGAAAACUCGCGGCAGACGACGUCACCAUCACCAAUGAUGGAGGGUGAUAUAAACAAUUUUCUCUUCGGCCAGGAUGAUUGGCCGGAGGAGGAUUUCAUGAGCUUGCUGAAGAUGGACGACGCGAUGCUGUUCAGCGGGCCAUCCACCAACACUGCCUGCGGUUCGGACGAGCUGGACGACAUUAUGCGCACCCUCAACUACAGCUACUCCAACGAGACGUAUCUGGGCGAACAGCAGGUCACCUCCCCGCUCUCGUCCCACUCGUCCUCCGAUCAGGAGUUCCACGGAUUCCCGAACACAACCGACGGUAGCAGCAGUGGCUCGCUGGACGGCUACUUCGACGAAGGGUACGGCGUACGCAUGCAGGACUCUCCGCCCAUGAAGCAGGAGCUCAUUAACGUGGACUUUGACAUGGUAAAUGUGCUGGAGCCGGGCAGUCCCACCGAGCAAGGCUUACUCUCGUCGGCCGCUUCCGACAGUGGCCUGUCGAGCGACCAUCUUGAUCUAGACCCGAACACGGAAUAUGAAGCACUUAGCCCCGGAAUGUCUUCACCCGGUCCGUCCAUCAGUGAGCGGGGUGGUCAGAAUUCGCCUCCACGCUACCUGAAGCCGGUCCAGCGUGACGUGCCGAUGGAAGUUUCUCCAAUGGUUCAACAGCUUGGCUCGCAAUCGCUUCUGUCCUCGCAGUCGGCGAACGUUACAAGUCAACGAACGACCCAAACCACCCUCCCAACGGCGGAAAAGAUGGUCGCCAAAGCGAUCGUAACCAGCAUCAAUGCGCCGCCGCAAACGAUGAAGACGGCUGCGGUCAGCAAAAUAUCAACAGCUACCGUUUACCAACAACAGACCGGUGGAGGAGUAAAAGCGUUGAUCGCUGCCGGGAACGCGCCCAAGCGGAUUAUCGCGACGAGCAGCAAUGGAACGCCGACUUCCGUCCCACAGCAGAUCGUCACCAACGGCAAAGAGCUGAAGAUUAUUCGUAUGGCAACGAUGAAGAACGGGCAGACGGUUGCCGUCGCUAGCGGACUCACGACCACCACCGGCAACAGCACGACCACCCCGACCAGCAACAAGAAAGUUACCCUGCAGCUGAAGAACUCCGCCGCCACCAGCGUAAAGUCCACGGCAACGGUCAUCCCCAAGAAUGUGGUGCUCACCUCGAGCGCAUCGGCGGUCGGGAGCAACCAUGCCGGCGGUACCGGCGCGGUUCGCAAGCUUAUCCGCAUGCAGCAGCAAACGCAACAGAACGGCCGGCAGAUACUGGUGCCGGUAACGAUCCAGGACCUGCGCUCGAUCAAGAUCGUCAGCUCGACCAACAUGAAGAGCAAAUCGGCCAACAUUAAGCUGGCGGCCGCCAACAUGCUGCAACAGUCCAAGCAAGGGCUAAUACAGAAGAAUGUGGUGCUGAGCAAGGACCAGCUGCUCGUGGACGAUGGCCCCAUGUCGGACGCCGGGCCGAGCUCGUCCGACUCGGAAAGCUACGUGUUUGAGGACAUUAUGCAGCAGAGCAGUUCGGUGAUUGCGGAGGUCGAGCGUCAGCAGCAGCAGCAGCAGCAGCAGCAGCAGAAGAGCCACCAUCAUCAUAACCUGCACCACCACCACCACCACCACCACAUCAUCAGCGAUUCGGACGUCGAGCCGGACGGGGACGAUGAUGGGGAUGACGAUGAUGCCGACCUGGACGAGAUUGGCAAGGGGCGCAACCAGAACGGAACGUACCAGAAGCUGCUGCUGACGGCGGAGGAGAAGCGGCUGCUGGCGAAGGAGGGCAUCUCGCUGCCGACUAGCUACCCGCUGACGAAGCACGAGGAGCGCGAGCUGAAGCGCAUCCGGAGGAAAAUCCGCAACAAGAUCUCGGCCCAGGACUCGCGCAAGCGCAAGAAGGAGUACGUGGACGGGUUGGAGGAAAGAGUGAAACAGUGCACGGAGGAGAACCAAAAUUUGGUGAAACGAAUCAAGAUUCUGCAGAGCCAAAAUCACGACCUCGUUAGCCAGAUGAAGCGCAUCCAGUCGCUGCUGACCAAGGGCACCAGCAAGACGACGCAGCCGGCCACCUGCCUGAUGGUGCUGCUGAUCAGCAUGGCGCUGGUGGCCGUCCCGAACCUGAAGCUCGGCAACACCGCCACCCAGCAAAACAUCCAGGACUCGAUCGAGAUGUCGGAGCUGAUGCAGGACCCGGCCAACGAGAAGCUGCAGCACGUGCAGCAGAGCCGCCGUGCGUUACUGUUCGACACCAAGCACGAAAGCACGCCGGCCGCCAUCGCCGGCGAGGAGGAGCUGCUUAACUUUGACGAGCUGAUGUCCUCGUUCAACGCGAACGCGCUGAUCGCGAACGAGCACGAUUACUUCGGCGAGGCCGACGGACGCUCCGGCAACGAGCCACCGUCAGCGAAACGGGCCAAGCUGAUGGCCGCCGCCCCGACCACGCUGAUCGAUUACGACGUGGAUGACGAGGUGUGGAACGGUGGCAGCAAGAUUCGCAUCAAGCAGGAGGCGGGCUCAAUGUCACCGGACAGCAGCAGUGCCAGUGAGCUGUUCGAGCAGAAGCUCCCCAAGACCGCCUCCGGUGCGCCGUCGCCGCAGGUGAUCGUGGAUCGCGAGCUGUUCGAGCUGGUCGAUGGCAAGCAGGACGAUACCGGCGACGCGCUGUACGACAUGCAUCUGCUCGACUCGUUCUCGGUGGUUGGCGGUAAGGGUGCGGGGAUCGGGAUGAACGACGGUAUCGAUCUGCUCGGUGUGCGUGCGGAUCGUCCCUCCGUCGUGAGUGCCGAUUCGACCGCCGACAACGCGAACGGUGCGCGGAAGCUGAACGCUUCCCAGCAGAUCCAGCAGCAGCAGCAGCAGCAGCAGCAGCAGCAAAACAACAAGCGUAAACUGCUGCUGUAGGCCGGCCAUUCGUUGCCGUAUUCACAGAUAAUAUAGAAGCUGGCUGUUUAACGCGCCCCAUCGCGGUGGGAAGCGAGAAAGAUAGAAUUGUACAUAGAAACGCGCCUCGAGGACGGAGAGCUUAAGCUGACGAAGAACGUUUUCCUUUAUCCAUUAUUGGUGUUUUCCUUUUUUUUCCGCAAACAGGUAAUGCAUUUUGUCUAUUUAAUAUAUAACUACUACUGCAGGACCACACACACGCACACACACACACACGUUUAGGAAGAGGAUGCUGUGUUGUGUUGGUCACCGUCAAGUAUUUUACUAGUAUCACACACACACACACACGGACACAUUGGCAUAAGUAAGGCAGUAUAAGUAAGAAAGUUCUGCACUAAUGAUGCACACACACUAAGCUAAGAAGUGGAAAAGCGCGGGUUUUUCCUCCCUCCUUGUUGAUGUUUUUCCUUCUCAUGUUCUCCUUCUGGUCCCUAUUUGUUCUCUCUCUCUCUAGCGAACAAAACGAAAUGUGCAAUCUUUGUUUUUUUUCUUGUCUCUUAGUUUGAUGGUGGUGUUAGUGUGAGGAGAGUGAUUGUUAUGCGUAUAAAUAUGCUUAUUUGGUAGUAUGCUCUAUUCCCGUGUAACUAUAGUAACGCGCGAGAGAAGAAGCGUUACGUUAGCGUUACGGUUGAUUUACUGUUGCUUGCGUCCCGAAGGAACCGGUUUUCUCCCGAUUCGUUUCCGUUUGUUUUUUCCUUCCUUACUUUUCUGCCAAGCAUUGUUAAACAUUUAGACGGAUAAGUAGUAUAAUGAUUAAAGGAUAGUAUAAUAUCGAUUAGGCUAGCACCACCACCGACCCACCCUGCAGGUCGGCUGCGGGACACGCUGCUAUUUCAAUUGGAUUCCUCUUCGCUCUUCUUGCUGCAGCAGAUAGUUAGACAACAACAAAACGAAGCGUUACAGAUGCCUAAAAUCAGAACCAGACCUGUUAGUGAGAGGUGCAAACAGCGAACUUUUAGUUUAAAAGGGACAAAUAAUGCUUUCGAUCGUGGCCGUGAAGAAGCGUCAUGCAUACUGGAUACACAAACCGACUUAGAGUAGCUAAAUAAUACAUAACUUGUUGUACAUAACCAAA
Messenger RNA from Anopheles stephensi (Asian malaria mosquito), 5376 nucleotides. RefSeq lists its product as uncharacterized. The record is from RefSeq and is a predicted model, not a curated record. The transcript is spliced from 4 exons. Gene Ontology annotation, molecular function: DNA-binding transcription factor activity, RNA polymerase II-specific; RNA polymerase II cis-regulatory region sequence-specific DNA binding. Gene Ontology annotation, biological process: regulation of transcription by RNA polymerase II. Lineage: Eukaryota; Metazoa; Arthropoda; Insecta; Diptera; Culicidae. Bases 1410 to 4262 code for a protein of 950 amino acids. Gene Ontology annotation, cellular component: nucleus.